This is a messenger RNA of Yarrowia lipolytica CLIB122, 423 nucleotides long. Its product is annotated as mitochondrial 54S ribosomal protein bL31m. Gene Ontology annotation, cellular component: mitochondrial large ribosomal subunit. NCBI's taxonomy places the organism in Eukaryota, Fungi, Ascomycota, Dipodascomycetes, Dipodascales. Gene Ontology annotation, biological process: mitochondrial translation. The record is from RefSeq and is a predicted model, not a curated record. Gene Ontology annotation, molecular function: structural constituent of ribosome.
AUGUUCAAGCGAGCUACCGUCCCCCUGACGACAAUCAAGAACGCCAGAAACGCCUCGAUUCUGCGAGCGCCCAAGCGACAAAAGCGACUCGCUUUCGGACAGACCAUCGCUCCCGUUUUCCACGAGUUUGAGUGCACCGUCCAGCUGUCCGACGGCUCCACCUACAAGCGACGAACCGUGGCCCCCGUGGAGCAGCUGAAGCCCAUUAAUGAUCAGCGAAACGUGCAUCUCUGGAACCCCAACAAGCCCGAGCUCAAGACCGACUCUGGAGAGGAGGGCAAGCAGAUGUCCAAGUUCAACGAGAAGUUUGGUUUCGGCGAGGUCGACGACGACUUUGCCGAUUUGCUGGGUCAGGACUUCGUCGAGACCAAGUCUGGAGUUCAGGUCCAGAAGAAGAAGUCCGACCUGAAGAAGAAGAAAUAG